AGUCAAACGCCGACCAUUGUCCUCUCCGGGUGUUCGCAAGUUAGUAGGAGUCACUGAGUUCUCUUUUCACGUGAGCAUCUGCGGCGGAAAUUUUAAGCGACAUGACUCCGAAAUCGAUCGAUCUCACUGAGUUCUCACAACAGAACGUGCUUUUUAUGCGAACAUAAAGAUCGUUUUCGGAACAAUAUUUGUGGAAUUAACUGAUCCCUGAUUGCUGAGCGUAGAAAAAUCAUUCCAGCAUCUUCUGAUAGGCAUUGUAUGGAUCUCAAGACAGACACCCAGGCGAGGCCUGGUAUGGCCACUGUAAAUGCAGCAGGUCCCUUGCCUUGUGGUGGCACUGCCAACUGUGCAGCAUGCCAAAAGCCGAUCCGAGAGCGGUUCCUUCUGAAGGCACUGGACCAGUUCUGGCACGAAGAUUGCCUCAAGUGCGCUUGCUGCGAUUGCAGGCUUGGAGAAGUUGGAUCCACUCUCUUCACCAAGGCCAACCUUAUCCUCUGCAAGAGGGACUACCUCAGACUGUUCGGUACAACUGGACUCUGUUCUGCGUGCAAUAAGACCAUCCCAGCUUUCGAGAUGGUGAUGAGGGCGAGGGGCAAUGUAUAUCACUUAGAGUGCUUCGCUUGCCAACAGUGCAAUCACAGGUUUUGCGUUGGCGAUCGCUUCUACUUAUAUGACAACAAGAUCUUGUGCGAAUACGACUACGAAGAGCGGGUCCUCUUCGCUUCACUUCCCUUCACCUGCUCUGGGCUGGCCCAGCUGAAGCGGCAGGUCAGUCAACAGAUGACGUCAGAAACCGCUGUCCGGGACGACGGAUCCAGCGGAUACGGCAGUGGCGAUUCGCCUUAUGACGGACGGUAGCAAUUCAUGAACAAGGUUUGCGCACGGACUGCUUCCAGUGGCGUAGGCCGGAGAAAUGUCCCAUAACUUUUUUUUUCAUUUUGGACAAAACUUGCAAGUUUGAACUAGCAGACGACAAACUUUUAUGAUAUCAAAAUAUAACUCUUGACGUUACGUGCAUCUUGUGAAAAGCCAAGGCAAUGCAAAGAGUGGAAUAUAUCAUUGUGCUUUAAAACAAUUUUGAAGUAUUAUCUGUGUUGAGUUUGAGAGAUUUGAAUCGACGCAAAUACAGACGAAUGAAGCACUGAGUGAUAAAGAACUUUGUCUAAUAAUUUGUUAAUAUUUAGAAAAGAAGAUUUUUGUAAAAAAGGAAUUUUGAUGGAUGAAAACUAAGAAAAAAGUGCUCCACAUAAUGAUUCAGAUAAAGUUGAGUGCCGAUUAACCGGAUCGAUCAAAGGCCAUGCAACUUCUUUUUUUUUUCUUAUCCGCCUUCUUCUGUUUUUUUUUUUUUUUUUAAAUCUUUAGAUUAUGAUAAAUGCUACACCAUUUGUGAUAUGCACUACUAGAACAUAGUCAUAUUACAUUCCCCCCAGGAAUGUUCAGGAGGAUGUAGUGCCCUUCUCAUUUAAGUUAAAGUUCAAUGCGCCCUGCCCCUUUUUUGAACCUUUGAAGUUUAAACAGAACUUCAUCAUAAAGCAAACUUUUUUUUUCGAAAGGUCAAGAUUAAUCCCAGUCUGUCCUUAAACGUAAUUGCCUUGUUUCCCUCAUAGUUUGAUCCAAGUGUAAAUCCGAUUAUAUAGUAUAACAAAAAGUGAAAAAUGCGCUUUUUUUACUGCAAAACUUCUAUCCAAAAGGGCCCUUUUAAUUGAAUAAAAGUGUGAUUUUUUCUAAAAUCACCCUGCCUCCUUUUUUUUUUGGUUUGGGGGGGGGGGGGACAUUAUCUAAAUCUGGUAAAAGUAAAGGGAAGUUGCCUAAAAAAGCAUUGCCAUCGACUUUUUUUCCCGCCUUAUUCUACUGUUUUUGUUUUUUCAUUUUUUAUCUUUUUAUAUGGAAUUUUAAAAAGAAUUGUGCUAAAAGCUACAUUAUGCCACUACUAGAAAGCCUUUUUUUAAAAUUUUCACUAAUUCGUCAAUUAUCCGUAGUUUUCACUAACCGGAUCUGUCUCUGUCCCGAACGAUCCAGAUAAUCGGCACUUAAUUGUAUUUGUUAAAAUAACAAUUAACAAAAUAAUAUUAAUAAUUGUCCGAUGAAGCUAAAGAACAUUGAAUUGUCUGAAGUUAUACAUUAACGCUACAUUCCACCUGUGGUGGACUGAUCAGCCUUAAAAAUGUAUUUUAUAAAAAGGAAAUUUUUCUCAUUAUUUAAUGGAACAAACGAUAGAUUUCUAAUAGCAUUGUUUGAAAGGAUUAAAACAGUAAAUACUUGUUGAAAAUAGUGAACAUGAAAGUGCAGCAAGCUUACUUUACUGCAAUUUUUUUUUACAAAAAAUAACUAUUAGUAAUUAUAAUUAAAAUAAUUAUUAAGUUAAACUUUUUUUUAUAUAACUUUUAAGCGCAAAACACUUUCUGAUAUUCGUGAUAAAGGUAUGUACCGGUAUUCCAUGCAAUUAGGAACCACAUUUUUCCGAAUGUAAAAAUUAAUAGUGAUUGCAAAGAAAAAAAUAUUUCUAUGAUGAAUAUGUUUUAAAAUUAUUCCACAUUAUCUUCAAUACGAAACAAAUAUUUCAUUUUUCACAAAAUAAGCAAGUAUUCUAUCAGCAAUCAAAAAAUGUUUUAGCAAAACGAGUCGUGUGUAUUUCUUUUUUAAUUUUACAUUAUUAGCCGUUGAUGUGCAUUAUAUUUUUAUAAAAUGACAUAAAUAAGUUUGACUAAAUAUUUUGGUUAAUGCUUUAAAAAUAUUAAUGCAUAUUUAUUUACUUAUUAAGUUAAAAAUAGUGUUGGAUGUUUAAGUCAUUCAAUAAUGGUUUUUUUUUACGAAGAGACCUUUCCUUUAAAACUUAUGAUUAGUCUAAGUUAUAAAACGCUUGUAAACGAAGUAAACUCAAUCUAUCGAAAACAUAGCCCACUGUCAACCGUUACGUACACUACACCGAGGCCCUUGCUCCCAAAUUUUACAGAGAGGGGGGCAAAGUUUACCUUCUCCAUGUAAAUUUUAUAUAAAAAAAAACACCCAUAUAAAUCAAUUAAUAGUUUAACCAAAUAUUAGUUUCUCAAAGCCGGGGAGGGGAGGCAAUUUCCCCUUUCUGAUCCCUAUAAUAUAACGAGCCUGAAAAUAACCUCUUAGGCAUGCUUGAAAUCGGUGUUUUAAAAACUUGCAUUAAUUUUGACUCAAAAUUUACUCGGAAAUUGUAAAGUAAAUCAGAUAACUAUUUACUGUCUGACCACGGAUUGUAUGGAAAGACAAACAACCGUUUUACAGUCGGAAAUGAACGAAUCUAUUAUUUUUUUAGCGAUGCCAGCUUUUGCAGAAGCAGAGUCUCAUUCCAAUGAGCGGAAUACCGGCAUCAAAUUUUUACUUUCCCCCCUCAUUCAGAUAAAUUCGUCUUAUCUGGACGUUUGAAAAUUCCAUACAAUCCGUGAUCGGACAGUAAUUAGUUGAAACAAUAAAAGAGUACAGGGUCCAAUAUUUAAAGGUUUACCAUUCACAUUUCAUUCGAAAAAAUGGAUGCCAAUUUGGAAUACAGUUUUAGGCAAUUAUUGCAAGGAUGGAAUUUUGUUACAAGCCCCUGGAAAAAAAUGAACAUAAUGUUUUAUUGCUUCCGAAUAUCGUCUGCGCCGUAAUCUGGAAACAUAAAUGGUGGAUCGAUACGUCAUUCCAAAAGCGGAACCAUAAAAAAUAUAUUUAAUAUUACAUGAAAUGGUAAUGGCUCCGACUACAAUAUCUCCGCUUGUGGAACACGGGAAAGAAUAAUUAUUACAAAGUUCUGGAUAAUAACAGUAAUAUACUCUUUAAUUUCUUUUCCGUAUAAUCUUUUAUUCUAUGUCUGUUUUAUCAUUUUCGAAAUGAUGCAUAAUCUACAUUAAUUCCAAGGCUUUUUUUUUGGUAAUGUCAUACUUCCGAAAUUAAUUAAACACUUUCCCUAAAAGCGCUUCACGUUAAAACUUGAUAUUUAGAAUUGUUCGAAUGGGGUUGUUUCCUUCAGUCAAAAGUACUACUUUUAGUCAUUGAAAUGGAUAGAAUGAGCAAAAAAAAAAAAAAAAAUGAAUUUUGGCAUCUUGAAUUCAAACUAUGUUUUUCGCAAUCACGUGUUUUUGCUUGUGUGCAGGCAUGUGUGUGGGUAUGUGUGUAUGUAGGCGUGUGUGUUUGUGUCUGUGCGCAGGCGUGUAUGUGGGUAUGUGUGUGUGUAUAUAUGUGUAUGUGCGUGUAUAUGUGUGUAUAUGCGUAUAUAUGUGUAUAUGUGUGUGUGUGUAUAUGUGGAUAUAUGUGUGUGUGUGUAGGCAUGCGUGCGUGUAUGUAUGCGUGUAGUAUGUGGACGCAAUCUGGAGAAGGUUUUCGCUAGAGGAGCAGCAUCGUGAGGCCGGUCGACGGUGGUGCUGCAGAGGGUGCUGGCGGGAAAAUAAAAUGAUAGGACCUAAAAAACAGUCAAGUGAGAACAAUAAACAGUCGUGAUUGCUCAAAAAAAAAAAAAAAAAAAACAUGGACCCAGAAAAUACUUUCAUUUUCUCAACAGUUUUUUUUUAAUUGAUUUUUUUAAAUGUCCUAUUUUUUAAACAAGGCGUGGUCUUUAUGACGUCCAAAAUGAUGCAAUUUGCCGCAUCUUUCUACUACGUUUCCAUGUUAUGAUAGUCAAGCAGCGAAUUAAAAUUGCGCUCUAUGCUUGCUACCAAUCAUAUCGUUGCCAAUACACGUGAAUAAAGAUGCGAAUUAAAUAUUUUGUACUGUGAAUGGCAACAUAGAAUGGCAUUUCGUCAUUUGUGACGUCAUCGGCAAGAAAUGUAAGCAAUAAAAGCGCAACGAUUUAAGUAAUUUUUUAAAAAUAUUAAACUUAAACAACUUAUUUUAAAAAUGGUUAAAUCCUACGUUUUAAAGCAUGUUCUUUCAGAAAAAAAAAUCCUUUAAAAAUUUGGGAAACGACCCCAUUGCAAGCUGGUGAGAAUCGAAACUGUGUUCAUACCUAAAACAUGAUUCAAUAGGAAUUAAUUUUUUAAUAAAUUAUUUGAUUCACCAUGACAACGAACUUUGGUUUUUCAUUGAGUAAAACGACUUGGUGUUGAUAAAUACGGGGGGGGGGGGAUUUUUCGGCAUCGACUUUUUUAAAGCUCAUUUUGGGUAACAUUAAGGCAGUCUUCAGUGAGUGUCCUCCGUAAAUGUUUGUAGAUUAAUAAAUGCUGUUUUAGUGUAGCUUUUUCAGCGUUUGGGGGUGUGGGGAGGAAGCUUAAGUGUUUUCCCUCCGAAAACUCUUCAAAGCUCAAAUUCAUGCUAUUUUAGGUGGCGCAAGGGUAAAGGAGGAUUUUCCGGGAGAAAAAACGAAACUAUUAUCAUUAGGUCGCAAAUUUAGGUCAUCUUUGGCAAGGGGAUUCCUUCCAGAAAUUUUUGCCAAGUUGAAUCUUCAAAAAAGUUUUUCAAGCAAUCUUUGUAGACUUCCAAUGAGGACUAUCAGAAAAAUUCGGAUUGACUAAUUUUUUUAAUUUUUUUUAAUUGGAGUGUAAAAAAUUCAAUUAUCCGCACCUUUUACUGGUGUAAGUGUUAAAGAGGUUGAUUUCGUGGAAAAAGUUCCGAAACGAGGCUCUUAA
Messenger RNA from Uloborus diversus, 5570 nucleotides. Its product is annotated as LIM domain only protein 3-like. Gene Ontology annotation, molecular function: transcription coactivator activity; DNA-binding transcription factor binding. The coding region runs from base 259 to 858 and encodes 199 amino acids. NCBI's taxonomy places the organism in Eukaryota, Metazoa, Arthropoda, Arachnida, Araneae, Uloboridae. Gene Ontology annotation, biological process: positive regulation of transcription by RNA polymerase II. The transcript is spliced from 4 exons. The record is from RefSeq and is a predicted model, not a curated record. Gene Ontology annotation, cellular component: nucleus.